Molecule: messenger RNA, 1805 nt
Organism: Lucilia cuprina (Australian sheep blowfly)
Lineage: Eukaryota; Metazoa; Arthropoda; Insecta; Diptera; Calliphoridae
Exons: 3
Coding region: 116-1336 (406 amino acids)
Source: RefSeq, a predicted model, not a curated record
UUCUUUCAUUCAGUUUAGUGUUAGCUUUGCUUCUGACAAGUUCUAUUUUAAAAGAGUGUGUUUAGUUGUUGUAAAUUUAAUAAAAUUUCUCCACCCCUCUCCUCUCGUUUCCAAAAUGACAAAAUUUGAGCUUUCUCAUCUACUUAACGAAGAACUUAUUAAACGUGCUCUCCUAAAUUAUCACAAUUCAAAUAAUUCGAGUGCUUUUAAAAUAAAAGCUUGUGAAUUUAAGCUUUCACCCGCCAAUGGAGAAAACUUUUGCAGCGAAAUUUAUCUAGUAAAGGUAAAAUAUGAAAUAAAUGUCAAUGUUGAGCAAAAAUCUUUGAUUGCAAAGAUUUUAAUACCGGAAAUAGCGGACUUGGGUUCAAAUGAAUUCCUAAUGCUUAACACCAUACUGCCAGGUAUGGAACAAUGUUUGACUGGAGCUGAAAAUGAUAACAAAUUACAUGCCAAAUGUUUGCUAAGUGAAAGUGAUAAGGCAGAAUUUUAUAUAUUGGAAAAUUUAAAUAGUUUGGGUUAUUAUUGUGCUGAUCGUUGUAAGGGUCUAGAUUAUGAACAUGCUGAAAUCGUAAUGAAAAAAAUAGCAAAAUUUCAUGCCGCUUCUAUGAUAUAUGCCAAGAAAUUUCCCGAUAUAGUACAAUCUCUUUUAAAUUCGGGUUUUGAAAAAGGUGCCUGUGAUGAAGUGUCUCAAGUUAUUACUUAUGGUGGUUUUGAAUAUGUUUCUGAUAUGAUUAAAAAUUGGCCUACUUAUGAAAAUUUAUCCCAAAAACUUCGUUCUGUUAUACCUAAAUAUAAUGGAUUGGCUUACGAGGUAGUAAAUUCUAAAAAUUCCAUAUUUAAUGUUAUUAAUCAUGGUGAUCUGUGGGUUAAUAAUUUUCUUUACAAAUAUUCCGAAGAUAAAGGAAGACCAACAGAUGUAUUAUUUAUCGACUUUCAGAAUUGUUUUUGGGGCAGUUGUGGUGUUGAUAUAAAUUGGUUUUUAAACUCUAGUCUGGAAUUGAAAGUUUUAAGUGAAAAACGUUUACAACUAAUAGAAUGCUAUUAUGAGGCUUUGACCGCGACUUUGAAAAAAGAAAAUUAUCCUCAGCUAGAGAUUCCUUCGAAAGAAGAUGUUCUUGUGGAGAUUAAACGUUGCGAGUUUAUUGGUUUUUAUAUAGCUUUAUGUGAAUUUCCAAUGUUUGCCUUAGAAAGAUGUAAGUCUCAAGGAUUUGAUAACAAUACAUUUACUCAACCAGAAAAAAUGAAUGAAAUUCGUAUUCUAAUGUAUGAUAAUCCACGUGUGAAAGAUACUUUGGCAUAUAGUUUAAAAUAUUUUGAUGAAAUAAAUUUGUUGUAAAUUUAAAUUGACAAUAGUGUUUACAUUAUAUACAUACUUUCCGUAUUAUAAAAUAAUUUAAAUAACUUUAUUAUCUGCUAUAUUAAAAGUGGAUCUUAUCAAAAGUGUUCUUUAAAAUUUGCUUAAUGUAAACAAUACAAUUUAUUUUUGUUUACAAACUUGCAAAUUGAUGCUACAGAGAUACGGACAUUAAAUUUAAAUGUAAUGUCAUUUAAAUUAAUGUAAAAUAUGUAAUAAAUUAAAAAAAAAAUGGUUGGACUGGAUAACUCUAAACACUGUAGUAUCUGAAACUGCAUUAUCAUGACAUAGACACAGUAAUAAAAUACAUUUAAUUGUUCUUGUGUUGAAAUUCAAUAGUCUUGAAAAUUCUUUAUUAAAAACCAAUUUAGAUUAAACUCAUAUUUUAUUAAACUUCAUUGUUAUAUAUAUCCUCUUAUAAAAAUAAAUCUCAAAAAAUCAUUUUAUUAUU